Melampsora larici-populina 98AG31 is the source of this 789-nucleotide messenger RNA. RefSeq lists its product as uncharacterized. The coding region runs from base 12 to 521 and encodes 169 amino acids. The record is from RefSeq and is a predicted model, not a curated record. NCBI's taxonomy places the organism in Eukaryota, Fungi, Basidiomycota, Pucciniomycetes, Pucciniales, Melampsoraceae. The transcript has 3 exons.
AUGGCAAGAAGAUGACUGAUCUAGAGCUAGAUGCCAACCGAGAGUUCAACAAAUUACGCAUCUCCAAACCAGUUCUCCUCACAAGUGUUCCUAGUGAAUGUCGUCGGAUCGGGUGGAAUGAAGUGGAUAUGGCAGAAGAAGAAAUAAGGGAAAUGGACCGAUGGACAAAGGAAGAUAUGGAGGGUGCGGGCGUUCAAUGUUCCUUCCAGGUGGAUUAUGUGAGGAUGAUGAGAAAACCUGUGGGCAUGAAUGCGAAGCAGAGGAUGAGCGAAGAUUCGGGACCAAAUUUUAAGCGAUUCAAAUCAAAAGAUGCGAGGUUCUCUUCAAACGCUCCGAUCGAACGGCCCGUUAUUCCAUUAGAGACCAUACGCUUGAAGGGGGUCGCAGAUUGGGAUUCACCUACUAAAAAUGUUUCAAGAGGUAAAGAUAGAGAAAAGGAAUCUGAUUCUGAUUCCGAGGAAGAAGCCGUUGGAUUUCAAAACCCUUUCAAUACGGGAAUCUCCAGUGAUAGCGACUCGUAAAGCGGCGUGACCUGCACAUAGAGGACCUGUGUGGUGUCAAGCGAGGAAAAUCGGGGUAUCGUAUUUAGAGUGAUUGUCUCUGAAAAUGAUGUGCAUGAUUGACAGGCUGGUAGCAAAAAGGUGAACAGCUCUUGCACAAUACCUUUGGAUUUCAAUUUUCACAUCUUUUACAAAAUCAGAAGAAUAGCAGGUGAAAUGGGUUGAAGAUGUGGUAUGUAUGUAUUUGUAAAACCUGAUUAUGAAAUGAUUAUGAAAUUUUAAUGGAUUG